AUGAUUAACAACGAAAAUACAGCAAAACAAACGGCGGAGCGGGGGAGGGCGGAGACGCGGCGCGGCAGUCAGAGCAGUGACGCCGCUCGUAUCCGUCGCGUGUCCGGCGCCGGUCGCGACGCAUUUGAAAAUCGAUAUUACAAACAAAAACCACCUGUAGUCGUCAGAGAAUCGCCAAGGUCGCAGGCCCCUGUAGCUCGGUUCUCUGCGUUCCAUUUACCUAUAUCUCGCGGCAAGUGCACGCGUCGCACCGCCCCCGCGCCUUUGACUCACCGCACCAGCUACCCGCGCUGCUCGGAUCAGCUC
This is a messenger RNA of Brenthis ino (lesser marbled fritillary), 306 nucleotides long. NCBI's taxonomy places the organism in Eukaryota, Metazoa, Arthropoda, Insecta, Lepidoptera, Nymphalidae. The record is from the annotation of a GenBank genome assembly.